AUGUCCACCAGCCCACACCCACCCACACUGUACGAUAUUCUAGAAGACGUGCAAUUGAAAACGCAAUGCCAGGUCAACGGCACGCCGGAUCAAUACCUACCGAGGAACCAAAGUGUCCCUUACACGUUAGUGAAUUUUGAAAAAUUCCUGCGUCACUGCCAUUGCGAGGAGAAUUUGUUGUUCUUGGAAGCCACACAGAGGUUCGUGGUGCCGACGAGGGAAAGAACUAAGGAUCGAUUGGCUCAGUUUGAUUUACAGGCUUGGAAUGAAUCCGUUUAUGAAAGGUUUAUUUCUUCUGAGGCGGAUCUGCAGUGUAAUUUCCCACAGGAUAUUACGAGGAAGUUCGAGGUUUGUUAUAAGAGAGGGGUGCCGCCUACUCAGGAAAUGAUUUUUAGUGCCAGGCAACAUGUGGUCAAGUUAUUAUUGGAAGUUUAUAGACAGUUCUUGUCUAGUGUCAAUUCCAACAAGAGGAACUAUAUCAUUGAAGAGGAAGAGGAGGAGGACAUCCAGAGUAUCAUGACUGACAUAAGUGAUUACGAUUAUACAAGUUUACAGCAGCAGCCACCACCUCAAGAUGUGGAUUCCCAGAGGCAGAAUAUGUGGUCUUCCACGGAUUCUAAUAAGCAGCGAUUGGAGAAAUCCACGUCUUUGGGCGGACAGGAACGUAUCAAUGAUUCCAUUAGAUAUUUGAAUGAGGAACAUAACGCCAAUGUGAAGACCGGUCAUGAUCUGAGAAAGUCCAAGACCAUUGAAGCUGGGUACCGUAGCAACAAGUUUCUGGAUUCCAGUCGCAAGUUUCUUAACAAGUUGAAGAUCAAAAGUAAGAAGACCUCCAAUAUAUAG
Naumovozyma castellii is the source of this 843-nucleotide messenger RNA. It is a transcript of the gene RGS2, whose product is annotated as GTPase-activating protein RGS2. The transcript has a single exon. The record is from RefSeq and is a predicted model, not a curated record. NCBI's taxonomy places the organism in Eukaryota, Fungi, Ascomycota, Saccharomycetes, Saccharomycetales, Saccharomycetaceae. Bases 1 to 843 code for a protein of 280 amino acids.